Effrenium voratum is the source of this 1126-nucleotide messenger RNA. Lineage: Eukaryota; Dinophyceae; Suessiales; Symbiodiniaceae. The record is from the annotation of a GenBank genome assembly.
GUCCCUGUCUGAUUCUUUGCAACCCCCGGGCAGUGGGCGCCUCCCUUCCCGGAACUGGGUGCCGACCUCUUGGCGCCAUGUUGCUCCUCCGGCGCUUCGCGCCUUCGCGCGCGCUUCGCGCCGGCGCCCCGCGCGCGGCGGCCUUUUUGGCGGCGCCAAAAGCGCCGGGCGCAGGCUGGAAGCCGUUCUUGGCCGUCGCAGCGAUCUCAUUUCUGGGCAAUCGAGACAUUUACUGCGAGGCUCCGACUGAGGAGCUGCACUUGUCCAAGGCGGAUGAGAGUUUGCUGGUCAAAAUCCUGGAUGAUGGCGUGGAGAACCUCUGCAAGUGGGCACUGGCGCCGGCAUCCUGGUGGGACGAAUGUCACAGCCUGCGCCUCGGUGGCCUCAAGGAUGCGAAACACUUCACCAGAAGGAUGGAGGGUUUCCCGAUCCGGCUUCAGAUGGUCAGCGCAGAGUGGGAGGACGUGUCGUUGAAGGAGUUGCUGGUGUUGUCGGAGGCCUCUGAGACCUGCCUGAAGCUGACCUUCGACCCGGUGAUCAACUCCAUGACCACGCGGCUCCGCUUCGGCGACGGCCGGGCACGUCUACUGCGGACCAUGACCAACCCGACAUUGAUGGGUUUGAUCUCCGCGCGGGAGGUGGACAGCGUGCUGCGGGAGCCGGAGAAGUUGCCCGACGGCACCGUGGCGGGCGGCGGCAUCGGGCUCCAAAGUCCCCUCCUCGUGGACAAGGUGAAGGAGAGCGAGUGGAUUUUGGCCCUGGCUGCGGUACCUCCCAGCGCCGGCAAAGUGAGGGCUGUGGAUCACACCAGCGGCUUUAUCUUCCAGCCCUGCGAUGCAGCGGCCAAAUCCGGAGACGACUGCAAGGGCCGCUGGAAGGUGCACUACAUCCUCCUCAGCGAGGCCGGUGGCGGAGUACCUCUCUGGGCGGCGGACAAGGGGGUCUCCAAGGCCAUGGCAGAUUGGUUCACAGCUGCACACAAAGAGUGGGCCAGCUGGAGGUGAUGUCGAUCUCUCAUUGAUUGCGUUAGUUUUGUCUCUUCGUGCAGAUGCACGAAAACAUCUGCCUCGUGCAGUACAUUGAUUGAUCACUGAACUGCAUUUGACUCUGCCCUGCGAGGAAAAAA